Daphnia pulex (common water flea) is the source of this 3230-nucleotide messenger RNA. RefSeq lists its product as uncharacterized. Bases 499 to 1737 code for a protein of 412 amino acids. Gene Ontology annotation, cellular component: neuron projection membrane. The record is from RefSeq and is a predicted model, not a curated record. Lineage: Eukaryota; Metazoa; Arthropoda; Branchiopoda; Diplostraca; Daphniidae. The transcript is spliced from 9 exons. Gene Ontology annotation, biological process: synapse organization.
AACCGGUCGCUUUUCUCUUUCUCUCUCUUAACCUCACGUCUCUUUGAAAUUGUUUCCAAGUUCCUUUAUUUGCGCCAAACAUUUUUUAAAACAAAGUUGCCCAGUUUGGUUGAUCUGCUUUUGAUCGUUUCUUUAGACAUUUCCGUCUGUUGGUUAUCGAGUGGACAAAACAGGAUCCCGCCAAUUGUUUGAUUUGAACGGGACUUUUGCUACAGUCUCGAGUGCGUGACGGAUCAUCAUGUGAAAGGACUUUUGGUGGCCUCCCAUCGAUUGACAACAGACACGGAGCACAGCCAAUGAUGUAAUCGGCAAUUACACACGCCGAGCCGUGUUUCAUUUCAGCAAGAGGCCAGCAAUUGGCCAUUAGAUUGCGGGACGGUAUAAUCUCGAACGGAAAAGUCGUCCCGACGGUGUGGUGGAGAAAAGUUGCUCAUUUGCUUUGAAUCUUUGCCUAAAAGAGUUCCCGUUGGCUCCCGCUGGGGGAUCAUCAAAGCGAAAAUGAAGAAAAUGAGGGAAGCGACAACAACGACAACGACUAGAAUAGCGCCGCUCUGCGUUUAUUAUUUCCUCAUUUUCCAGACGAGUCUCCUCCUCCUCUUCUCAGGAACAGUUGCAGCAUCUGCGGCGGAGGCCACCAGAGCUAUCGAGAAAAUGGAAUCCGGCGAAUCCUCUUCUUUUCCGUCUCAUCCGCUGCUGGAUGCCCCGGACGUCCAGGCCGACGAGCCCUGGAGCAACAACAACAACAACCCGAACCAACAACAGCCCGUCGUCAACGGAGACGGGGUGGCCACUCCGUCACUGAUGGACCUGUCGACCGGAUUGAUGGGACUCGACUCGACGGGACUACUGGCCGGCAACGGCGACGAGCAGCUGCAGCCGGGCGGCGGCAGCAGUUCGGGCGGUGGCAGCGAAUCCGGUCCGCUUUUCGACCCGACCACCGAGCGAAAUGUCACCGUCCUGGUCGGACGGACGGCCAAUUUGCAUUGCCGCGUCCGUUACCUUGGCAACCGAACGGUGAGCUGGAUCCGGCACCGUGACGUGCACAUCCUGACUGUGGGUCGAUACACGUACGCAUCCGACCAGCGGUUCACUAUCGUCAAGUCGCGACCCACCGAGGACUGGACGCUGCAGAUCAAAUUCACGCAGGCCAGGGACGCCGGAUUGUACGAGUGCCAGGUCUCCACUCAACCCCACCGCAGCCAAUUCAUCCGCCUCAAUGUCGUCGAUGACAGUCCCGUCGGUGAUCAGGGUCACGCGGCCAGCACCGGAUCAAAGUCAUCCAAACUAGGCAAAAAGAAUCUCGCCCAGUACCCUCCCAAGGCGGUGAUUCUGGGCGGCCCCGAGUUCCACGUCGACGUGGGCAGUCACGUCAAUCUGACUUGUAUCGUCCAGUUCAGUCCCGAACCUCCAGAGUACGUCUUUUGGCAUCAUCACGAUCAAGAGCUGAGACACGAUUCGUCGCGUGGAGGCGUCGCCAUCGUGACGGAUAAGACAAAUCCAGUCACUUCGACUUCCCUGCUGCUCCGCCAAGUGCGGCUCUCCGAUUCCGGCAAAUAUUCGUGCACGCCGUCCAACGCUGACCCGGCGUCCGUUACCCUUCACGUCCUACAAGGUGAGAGACCAGCUGCCAUGCAGAGCAACGGAGCAUCACCUUGUUCGAUCCACUGGAUUCUCCUCCUGUUCCUUCCACUGCUCUGCUGCCGGUUCGAUCAUCGUCUCGUCGCCUGGAUCACGUGAUCACCCAGCGCCACCCCGUGACCAGUUUCUUCAACUUUGUGCAGGAUCGAAAAACAAACAAACAAACUAAAAGUUGGGAAAGAUGAGAAGAGGCUUUAAUGAUUUUAUUAUUCGUCAAUGUGAAUGAGCGCAGCAGAAGCACCCAAUCAGUUUAUUUUUCCAUUUGUUAACUUAUAUUUCAGUUGUUUCCCUCGGUCAUUUUGGUAGGAAAUGUUUAGCGGAAAUGUGGAGAAGAGAAAACGAGUCGAGUUCAAUGGGAGCGAUCCUGUUGGGGGAGGAGAAAUGGUGGUGCAAACCCACCCAGAAGAAAUGGAACUUUUAUUUUUUUAUUUUAUUUUUGACCUGUACACAUGGAAAUGAUGUCCAAUUUACCAACUAUUCAUUCAUGUCUGAACCCGUUCAAAACCCACCCAACCCAACUAUAUCUAUAUUUAUAUACUAUUAUAUCCUAUAGUGCACGCGCGCGUCUAGGCCGUUUUCCGUGCGUGAAACCAUUGUGUACGCAUCGAUCCCCCCCUCCUCCUCCUCCCGAUGAUUAUCGUGACACACAUACUCAUGAUACAACCGCCUCGGAUGUGAGACACUCUCGCAUCCAGCAACAGUUGAUGAUUGUGCGCGUUGGUUUCAAUUUUGAUUCGUUUUUCUUCUUCUUUCUUCCUAUGAUUGUCGCCCGAUAAAAACCAACAAAACCACACGCGGUCAUCUUUGAUUCGUUUAGAAUUUUUUCCCUCCUUCAUUUUGAUUGUGUUAUUGACAAAAGUUGUCUAUAUCUACGAAUGGCGCCGUUUUUUCACGUUUCUACAACAAAAUUGUUCGUGACGGCGGCGGACGCCCGGCGAUUGGGUUGUCAGACUAGGUGGGCGUGGUUACACGGAAGGAGGUUUCAGUGCGGGAAAGAGCGUGAUCCUGUAGGACGUAGUGUUUUAGAGGCAGCGAGUAUGAAAAAACAAGAUGCAUCAUCGUUCUUUUUGAUCCAGCAAAAUCAAUCAACAGGCGGCCAUUUUUCUUUAGGGGAUAUUGUAAUUCCAUUUGAUCCACCGAUGGAAAAAAAAAUUUUAAAUAUAAAAUCAUUUUGCAAAUAUUUCUAGAAAAUAAUCGAAGAAAAAGAAAGAAGAAACAAAAAUUUGAUGACGUGUUUUUAUUCACUGCUUCACACCCUUUUCGAUAUUCAAAUAAGAAAUUUCAGAUAAUUAAUAUCAGAGCCCUCACCAAUCAUCAUUUCUCGUGUAAAUACGUUAUUAUUGUCACUCCUAUAAUACAGGUGUCCAACAGUUGAAAGCAGCCCACCAUUUGGAAAAAAAAAGGUUAAAAAUUAUAUUUACCCAGUCUGAUUUAUGUUCGAUUCCACUUAUAAUUAUUACCGCCCUCGUGUUGAUUUCUCUCUCCUCUGAUCCACCCGAGUCUCAGAUUUUGUCGAAAAACCUCCUCCAAAACGAUGAUGACAUAUUUAUGAAUGAUGUUGUGUUCUUCAAUACAUACCAUUUCGAAUCGAA